GCAAGUUGCUGCACUAUAACAACAAGCUAAUGUACAUAAAUGUUUAUUCAAAGUUGUACUAAUUCUUCACCUUGUAGUAGUACAGAGAAGAUUAUAUUUCUGUCAAAACUGGAAAGACUACCAUGUAAGUGAUAUUUUCAUGGUAAAAGAUUUAGUGGUGAAAAAUGAAAAAUAUUUCUUUAAAUACAAUUUUGAUUUAUAUAAAAUUGCAGAAAUAAGGAAUUAAAAAUAUGCUUUAAUUACAGCAUUAUCUAAUUUAUUAUAGAAAAAAUUAAAAUGAAAUAUGUUUGGUAGACAUUUGUUUGUAUUUCGACGACAAAUUCGAUCAUACUGCAGAUACAUAGGUCAGAUACGAAUACGACUAAAAUUUCCAGCUUUAGCAAUUGUGUCUUACAGUGGUGCACCCUAUACAUCAAAUGUUUUCACGUACUACAGACAUUACAUAGUUGCAGCUGGUUUUUCACUGCCUUUAGCUUGUGGAGCCUUAUGUUAUUCUGCUCAGACUUACGAUGCAGAGCGUUUAUGUAGAGCUGCUGGUGAAGGAAACUUAGAAAAAGUUAAAAGUUUGCUUGACAAAGGAAUUGAUGUCAAUGAAAAACAUCCCUUGGGAUGGACUGCACUUCAUUCAGCAGCCAUGUCAGGAAGAGCAAGAACUGUAAAAUUUCUACUGCAGGCAGGUGCAGAUCCAAAUGCUUUGGAUGAAUUUAGCACAAUAUAUAAAGUUGCUUCUCGGAAGAGAAUGAGAGUUAUUGAAGUUCUACAGAUACGUGAACAGUGCUUUGGUGAACGAAUUAGUAAAAAUUCAGAUUUCACUGGAUUUACUCCCCUGCAUUAUGCUGCAUUAACAGAUGACUUUGAAAUAAUUAAAGUUUUGCUUGAUGGAGGUGCUGAUCCAACAAUAGUUGACAAGGCUGGCCACUUUGCAUAUGAAUAUGUAGGAAGAGAUUCUAAUAGAAGAUAUAUUCAAUCUUACAGCGAAAUUUUUUUAGAGAAAAAGAAAGCUCGUGAAUUAGAAGAACGUAAGAAAUAUCCUCUAGAGCAACGUUUUCGUGAAGUUAUGGUUGGACAAGAAGGUGCUAUAAAUGCUGUUGCAUCCGCAAUUAGACGGCGUGAAAAUGGAUGGGUUGAUGAAGAGCAUCCACUUGUUUUUUUAUUUUUGGGCUCUUCUGGUAUUGGUAAAACAGAAUUAGCAAAACAACUUGCAAAAUAUUUACAUAAAGACAUUAAAAAGGGGUUUAUCAGAUUGGAUAUGUCUGAGUACCAACAACAACAUGAGGUUGCAAAAUUAAUUGGUGCUCCACCAGGUUAUGUUGGCUUUGAUCAAGGUGGCCAACUUACAAAAAAAUUAAAAGAAUUUCCAAAAGCUGUUGUUCUUUUUGAUGAGGUUGAUAAAGCACAUCCUGAUGUGUUGACCGUUAUGUUGCAGUUAUUUGAUGAGGGUAGGUUAACUGAUGGCCAUGGCAAAACCAUUGAAUGCAAAGAUGCCAUCUUUGUUAUGACGUCCAAUCUGGCUAGUGAAGAUAUUGCACAGCAUGCUUUGGGAUUAAGACGUUUGACAAAACAAGUCUAUGAAAAAAAACAUAACAAGAUUGCCGAAGACAGUGAGGAAAAGAUCAUUCUAAGCCGCAACUUUAAGGAAAACAUAGUAUAUCCUAUUUUAAAGAGACAUUUUCGAAGAGAUGAAUUCCUUGGAAGAAUAAGUGAAUUUGUUUAUUUUCUUCCCUUCUCCAAAUCUGAAUUAAUGCAAUUGGUUGAUAAUGAGCUUAAAUUUUGGGCCAAAAGGGCUGAGAAAAAUCACCAAAUUGAUUUAACAUGGGAUAAAGAUGUGCUUGAAGUCCUUUCUGAUGGCUAUGAUGUUCACUAUGGUGCUAGGUCGAUUAAACACGAGGUUGAACGGCGUGUAGUCAAUCAAAUUGCUACUGCACAUGAACGUGAUUUCAUAAAGCACAAUAGCAAAAUUCAUCUUGUAGCUAGUUAUCCUGAUGCCAGCAAUGAUACUAUUAUGUCAACUCCUACAAUACAACUACAGGUGCACGAUGGGAAGAAUGUUCAAAAGCUGCUAAUGGAUAAUAUUUAUGAACCAGAUUCACCUAUUUAUUUUUAGUGUAAAUUGUAUUAAUGAAAAUAGUAAUGUAAACUUUUCCCUUCUUUGAUCAGGAUUGAAACUUUCUUUUUUUUCUAAA
Molecule: messenger RNA, 2183 nt
Organism: Hydractinia symbiolongicarpus
Lineage: Eukaryota; Metazoa; Cnidaria; Hydrozoa; Anthoathecata; Hydractiniidae
Product: caseinolytic peptidase B protein homolog
Exons: 17
Coding region: 284-2104 (606 amino acids)
Biological process (GO): cellular response to heat
Cellular component (GO): cytoplasm; mitochondrion
Molecular function (GO): protein binding; ATP binding; ATP hydrolysis activity
Source: RefSeq, a predicted model, not a curated record